GAGUGGCCUUCCGCCUUAGAGACGGGGAAUUACUCAAACAUUCUUCAAAUUCAUAAACAAAUUUUUAAAAUAAUACAAGUGAUUUCGUUUUACAAAUUUAUUGUUUUUAUGUGAAUGGAUGUAAUUUAAUGGUGCUGUGCUGACCUGUAACGGAUUGAUACCAGUUCGAAGUCAUAUGUUGUGACUUGCUCCGUCUAUAACAAACCAUAAAUUUUAUUCAAACUUGGAAGUCCAAACUGAUAUCAAAAUAUUCAACACUUCUCGCGGUACUUAAGUUUCAAUACUAUAGUGAUAAAUAAUGCUUAACUGAAGAUGUUAGAAUGGUUGAUAUUAAAUUUUUUUUCUUAUCUUCUUGGUAUAGUUAUUAUGUAUAGUUUAUGCAUCAUGUGCGAUGUGUAUAGGAAUGGAAAACGCAAAACUAAUUUAAGUAUCCAACAUACCACAGAUAAAAUGGCAUUGGGCACCAAUUGUCUUCCUGCAUUUUGUGUAGAUGUAGAACUCCUUAAACCAAUGAUAAUAGAACCUUCAAAGAGAGUCUAUAUGAAACCAUGCAGAUAUUAUAAAAAAGUUUAUGAAAUUAAUGGUACAAUUUUCCGAGAAGGACUCACAGAAGUGGAAGAUGCCAGAUUGACUGCAUUUGAAGUACAGACUGGUGGAAAACCAGUGUUAACAGUUUUUGAAUCAAUAGACAUACAUUUACCGGUUACAAUCCAAAAGACUCUAUAUGGAUUUAUAAUAAAUACCAAAGUUCUACUAACAGCUGACCAAUGGAAUACAUUAGUGGAAUCCAGUGUUGCUCACAAAUGUUUAGUCUGUGAUACUAUAGUAGACAAUAAAAACGCUCACAUGGAUUCGUUUGAACAUAAAAGAGAGUUGGAAAAACAUCAGCCGUUGAAGAAAUUUGAUUUGAGUAUAACGCGAUUGAUUAAGAAUACGUAUCACUGCGGCGUGUGCAACGAUCGCUUUGGUACAGAUCAAGUUGGUGAGCACUUCAAGAGCAAUAGUCAUCGCGAAAACAUGUUGUUUGUGAGAAAAAAGGCUCGUGACGUCAUGUUUGACGCCAACACAAUACACACACACACAGACAAAUGCACACCACAGACUACAGAUGGCGGUAGUUACAAUCUUCCAGAAGUUUACGUCGAUGAACACAUUCUCAAGCCGACAAUGUUAAAUUAUUUAAAGGACGACCUUGAAGAAUCAUCAUUGUAUAAUGAUAAAGUUUACGAGACAAACGGGUCCAUCUUCCGCGAGUAUGUCACGAAAUCGAGAGAUAAAGGGAUAUUAACGGCGUUCGAAAUACGAACAGGUGGAAAAAUGAAGCUGACAAUUUUGGAAUCCUCUGAUAAACAUUUACCGAUUUCAAUCCAAGAGACUCCGUAUGGUUUAAUAAUAAAUUCCAAAGUGCUACUAACAACCAAACAAUGGAAUACUUUAGUAGAUCAUAAUGAUACUCAGAAAUGUAUAGUCUGUGGUACAACAGUAAGCGAUACAAGCAAUCAUGUGAAUUCGGAUGUACAUAAGAGAAAUUUGAAGAAAUAUCAGCCGUUGAAGGAAUUUGAUUUGAAUAUCACGCGAUUGAUUGAGGAUAUGUAUCACUGCAGCGUAUGCAACGAAAGCUUCGAUAUAGAUAAAGAUAGUGAACACUUCGCUAGCAAAAGUCACGUGCAAAACAUGUUGUUUGCGCAGAAUCGGAUGUCCGACGUGAUUGACGAUUUAGACACCCACUAUGGCUAUGAUAGAUACAACGGUACAAUAUGUUCAAAAAGGCAACAAACUCUGAGCGAAUUGAGUUCUAGCAGCGAAGAAGGUUUCUAUGGCUACUACAUCGACAAUGGUUUAUAUGUGGAUUAUAAAAAUAACGAAUACGGUAAUAUUGGGUCAUACGCAUGGGUAGCCAAGAGAACAUCUGGCACUCCGGAUUAUUUAGAUGUUACAAUAUUCGAGACACCGACGAAAAUGAAAUUCGACCAUUGGCAUAUGAUAAUAACAUUUAAAAGCCACAAACAAUAUUGCAUGGCGUGCAAAAAGUAUAUAGAGAAAGCGCAGAAGGGGAAACAUUGUCUAGAAGGAGGGCACUUGGCGAAACUGGAAAGCUUCAAAUUUGUUGAGGAUUACCGCUGCAGCUUUGUAAGGCAGACUGGUUCGAAUUAUUACCACUGUGGUGUAUGCAAUAAUCUACAAACUAUAUCGGAUAUAGAUGAACAUAUAAGGUUCAAACAUAAAACUAAAAUUAUACACGCUCUAGAAAUCUUUCGCGAAAGUCGGAAUGAUUGUACAAACGAUAAUACAAAUGCGAUAACUGAAAAAGAAAUUACUGAUGCCCAAAAAGGAACUACGCCACCAGCGAAUUUUAAUGUUCUACUCAAUGAAAAUGUACGAAUUGAUCAAGUUAAUGAAGAUCAAACCGAAAGACAAAAAACUAUAAAUGAAAGUAAUGAUAACGUAACACAUAUCUCAACAAUUAAUGCAACCAACGAUAUUAAAAUAGGAAAUGAAAAUAAAGGUGACCAAUUCAUCACGGAAGCAAAUACGAAUAAAGAUUUGAAAACUGAUAUAAAUGAUAAUAACGAUGACCAAAUUAACAUAGAAUCAAAUACAAGUAACAACACGAAAACUGAUAUAAAUGAAAAUAAAGGUGAAGAAACUAAAAUAGAAACAAAUGCGAUUAACGAUGUGAAAACUGAUAUAAAUGAAAGUAACGAUGACGAAAUGAACAUGAAAACAAAUACAAUUAACGAUAUGAAAAGUGAUAUAAUUGUGAGUAACGAUGACAAAAUUUCCUUUAAAACAAAUACAAAACACGACAUGAAAACUGAUAUAAAUAAAAGUAACGUUAACCAAACUAACAUAGAAACAAAUACAGGUAACGAUAUAAACACUGGUGUAAAUGAAAGUAACGAUAACCAAAUUAAAAUAGAAACAAAUACAGGUAACGAUAUAAAAACUGGUGUAAAUGAAACUCACGAUAACCAAAUUAACAUAGAAACAAAUAAAGAUAACGCUCUGGCAAUCAGUAACGAAAAUGAAUGUAACGAUAAGGAAUAUGAAAUCAAUAACGAAAAUCCCAGUAUUUUUAAUGAUAUACUAAUAAACAAAUUCGGUACUACACUGCGAGUGUCAUUUAUAUCGUAUAACUUGGUUAGCCGUAGACCAAAUGUUUAUCAUUGCUCUAUGUGUGAUAAGACGGCGUGUGAUACCGAUAUGACAUGUCAUAUUAAAGAGCCUUGUCAUGUAGUAAAGCUCAAGCAAUUACCUUUUCAGGAGAAAUCCUGCGUUAAUUUGAUCAGAACGGUUGGAUUGCAAAAUCACUGUACAAUAUGCAAUAUAAUAUUCAAAUCGAAUCAAACAGAAAGUCACAUUAUCGAGAGCAAUCACGUUAAAUGUCUGAGCGUAGCACUGGCAAUAAACAAACCUACAAUGCAUCCUGUUGCGUUGGGCGUGUAUCCUUUGCCAAUCCCUCGACCAAUGAUCCGGCCAAUAAUCAUAAACAACCAAAAACAAAUACCCCAUCCUACAGUAUUAACAAAUGUACGACCAAUGAUUCCUCCCACUUUGGCAAUCAAUCAAUGGCCAACACUUCCGCCACCAAGGGGCACGAAACCUUUGUUCGAUUCGCCAAUAAAGGAUUUAAAUCGAAACGCAAAACAGCCCACAACGGCUCCUAAAAAUUAUAAGAAUCCGUCCGAAACAUUUAUGAAUCAAGCCCCAGUUAGACAGCCUAAGAAUCGCACCAACAGCAUAAUUAAAUUAGAUACGGAACAGCGUGAAAUCGAUUCGAAUAAACGCAAUGCUAGUUUGCCUAUAUUGAAAAUUGUCGAACCUAAAAAUCAUACGAAUCAAGGCGCGACUGGUCUAGCUUUAAAUGAAAACAAUCAACAUACAGUCACCAAGCUUAAAAUAGAUACGAAAAAAGACGACGGCAAAAUAGAAUCCGUAGUGGACAUGUUGGAUGUGGAUGAAUCAUUAAGCGACGCCGAUGACGACUAUGAUUUUUUUAAUGAAAAAUUCGUUUAUUUAAAAUUCAAAAAUACAUUCAUACAAGUUAGUUUGGUUUCUUACAAUAGUUUGGUUAACACUGGGGACGGUACGAGAUAUUGUUUUGUAUGUAUGCUACGUAUUUGCGGCUCUUUGAAGAAACACGUCGAAAGUAAGAACCAUGAAAAAUGUAUGGACGAAUGCAAGUUUGUGAACAAGUAUGACAGACACCUUUUACGGCAGAUGUUCCUUAACUACCACUGUAGCGUAUGCAAUAUAAUUAUUACAAGGAAAUAUGUAAAUCAGCACAUAGCAUGGCCGCUGCACGAGCCAGACACAAAGACAGACAAGAAAACUAGGAGGACCCAUAUAAAAGCGGGCGGCAAAAUACAAAAUAUAACGUUCCAAAACGAGGCGAUAUAUCCCAAUGAGAACGAGACCGACAUCAAAGUAUUGGUUAAAAUAGAAAUUAAAGCGAACUCCCAAAACGUAGAGCAAAUACAAAAGAAGAAUAAAAUCAUUCUCUUUGGUCAGAAAGUGUUGAAGAUAUCCUGGGACUCGUAUCACGGUUUUAGUAAACACAGGGGCGGCAACCGGUGUAUGUUGUGUGUGAGUGACGUCAGAGGUUACGAACUGAGCGCCCAUAUCGGUAGCGAGAUUCACCGGGGACACCUCGACCAUUUCGAAGUUAAUCAUCUGCCGCAGCUGAUUCGGAAGGUGAACGAAUCUACGCUAAACUGUGUUAUUUGCAACGUGGAAGUGGUGAAUAAAGAGCAUAUUAUUACUGAACAUCUGUGCAGCAAGCGACACAAGAAGAAUUAUGAUGGCAUACUGCUUGAAAACGCCACUGCUGACAGUUACGCCGAUUGCAACGAAGACGUUCUAAACCUCCAUAGCAAUAGAUUCCAAAGACGCCAUAUUAAAAAAUAAAGAGGUAUGGACUAAAUGAAAACACUAUCACCAUUAUGUACAUUAAUAAAUAAUCACUAUUUGAUGUUCAAAGAAUUGCUUUAAGUGUAAAAAAACAGGCCUUCAAUGUCCUCGAAAAGAAAAAAAAAGUCAUACUUUUUAAAAUAAUAAUUAUAGAUGUUUAUAAAAAAAAAAAAAAAGACACCUUCCAAAUCUGCGUAAAUUCAAAUUCAAAUUUAAAAUUCGUAACUGACAGUUAUGCCGUUUCACAAACGCCAUAUUAAAUAAUGAAAAAGCUGUUACUAUUAACUACAUUAAAAUACUUACUAUUAGAUGAAAGAACUGUAAAAAAACAGGCCAACGUUGCAUUCAAUAUCCGAGAAAAGAAAAAAAAAAGAAAACUUACUUUUUAAAAUAAUUAAGUAUAGACAUUUAUUAAAAAAAAAAAACAAAAGGACACCUUACAAAUGUCUCUGCGGCAAGACAUAACAAAACUACGAUGGCAUGAUUCACAAGCGCCAUAUUAAAAAAUAAAGAGGAAUGGACUAAAUAAAAAGGCUAUAACUAUUAUUUACAUUAAAAUAUUUACUAUUAAAGGUUUAAAAAAAAAUGCAUUGGUAUAAAAUGUCAUAAAUACAAAAAAAAAGGCCAUCGGCCCGCAGAUUGACAAAAAUAUUCACAAAACUAUAUUUAAAAAAAAAAAAAAAACUACAAAUAAACUCAAAUUCAAAUUUAAAAUUCAUUUAUUUCAAGUAGGCCAUUAGGCCUAUAAGCACUCCAAUCUGUCUGUUCGUAGUGACUCUACCACCGGUCCGGAAGGCAGAUUCUACCGAGAUGAAGCCGGCAAGAAACUCAGCAGUUGCUCUUUUCCAACAUCAAAAAUUUACAUUUUACAAUUUAACAUAAAUUUUUAGUAUAUACUAGUAUUUUAAUAACUCAAUUAUAUGUCUCUCACCGUUAAGGCAGCGUUCGUAAGAAACAUUUUCUUUCUACCGUUUUUUCUCCGGGUUACUUUACAAUUCUGACUACCGUGAAAAGUUUUUACAGUUUUAAGGUUAAUAUAUAGCCUGUGGCAAUCAUAAAUAAUGUGGCUUUACAUUGGUGAAAGAAUUUUCAGAAUCGUCUCUGUAGUUCCUGAGAUUACCCAUGACCAUCUCAGUAACUCACAAACUGUACCUGUUAAUAUUACAUUCUCUUCUAUAAUUUAGAAUAGAUAAAAACGAUUAUUUUUAAAGUAUUUGUCCCAAAAAAUUACAAAGAAAAUCAACAAU
Pararge aegeria (speckled wood butterfly) is the source of this 6158-nucleotide messenger RNA. RefSeq lists its product as uncharacterized. Bases 313 to 4908 code for a protein of 1531 amino acids. The transcript has 17 exons. Lineage: Eukaryota; Metazoa; Arthropoda; Insecta; Lepidoptera; Nymphalidae. The record is from RefSeq and is a predicted model, not a curated record.